AUGUUGCCUCUCAAGAAGUACAUUCGAUAUAUGUACUACAAAAUUAGCUGGGAAAACUUUAAAACUUUUCCGCCUGCGCAUGAAAGAGGCCAAGCCAUAUUCGCCAAAAGAGAAUUCGCCAUCCAUGCUUCCCGCUCGAGAGACCAAGAUUCUGAGAGGCCACAUCCUGGCACCAACGUGGUGUCAACUGCAGUGUUCAACCGCCAUGGUGGAAACGGGAAACAAUGCCUAGCAAUCCGCAUAUCGCGGAGCAUAGCAUAUUCGCUCUGCUGGACAAACUGUGUGGUGUUCUUGCAUCCUUCCAAGACAAAUGCACUCAUUGUCCAAAGUUUGGUCUUCACACCCUGCAAAGAGUCGGUUAAUCUGCAUCCUACGUUCUGUCCUUGCAAAGUCACCAAGGAGUUCGACGUCACAAGCGUGGACAAACAAGCCAGAGGCAUGCCGUGCAGCUGGAAGGUUGAACUCAAAUUCGAUGGUGGGGAAACUGGAAAAGCUCUCUCGUCAAGCCAUGCCUGGUCGGGUUAG
Coccidioides immitis RS is the source of this 525-nucleotide messenger RNA. RefSeq lists its product as uncharacterized. The record is from RefSeq and is a predicted model, not a curated record. The coding region runs from base 1 to 525 and encodes 174 amino acids. The transcript is spliced from 3 exons. NCBI's taxonomy places the organism in Eukaryota, Fungi, Ascomycota, Eurotiomycetes, Onygenales, Onygenaceae.